This is a messenger RNA of Melospiza georgiana, 510 nucleotides long. Its product is annotated as feather beta keratin-like. Gene Ontology annotation, molecular function: structural constituent of cytoskeleton. NCBI's taxonomy places the organism in Eukaryota, Metazoa, Chordata, Aves, Passeriformes, Passerellidae. The transcript has 2 exons. The record is from RefSeq and is a predicted model, not a curated record. The coding region runs from base 1 to 510 and encodes 169 amino acids. Gene Ontology annotation, cellular component: intermediate filament.
AUGCCCCAAGGCCAUGGGACAAGGCUGUUCCGCCCCUCCAGGACCAGCAUAAAAGCCAGCCCAGAGCCUCUCUCCCUCACACACUUCUCCUCACACCUCCUGCUCCUUCCGACAACCAGUCCAGGCACCCUCCACACCACACCCAUGGCCUGCUACAACCGCUGCAGUCCCUGCGGACCCACCCCGCUGGCCAACAGCUGCAACGAGCCCUGUGCCCUGCAAUGCCAGGAUUCCCGCGUCAUCAUCAACCCUUCCCCUGUGCUGGUCACCCUGCCAGGACCCAUCAUGACCUCCUUCCCCCAGAACACCGCCGUUGGAUCCACCUCCUCGGCUGCCGUGGGCACUGAGCUCAGUGUGCAGGGACAGCCCAUCUCUGGUGGCUUUGGUGGCUUUGGCUACGGCCUUGGCUAUGGCCGUGGAUUUGGCUAUGGCCGUGGAUUCGGCUAUGGGCAGGGCUAUGGCUAUGGCCUUGGCUGCUAUGGCAGCAGGGGCUAUGGCUACAACUGCUAA